Messenger RNA from Erigeron canadensis, 669 nucleotides. RefSeq lists its product as uncharacterized. Gene Ontology annotation, cellular component: Ctf18 RFC-like complex. The record is from RefSeq and is a predicted model, not a curated record. Bases 57 to 518 code for a protein of 153 amino acids. Gene Ontology annotation, biological process: mitotic sister chromatid cohesion. NCBI's taxonomy places the organism in Eukaryota, Viridiplantae, Streptophyta, Magnoliopsida, Asterales, Asteraceae. The transcript is spliced from 3 exons.
UUGAUUUCCCUAAUAAUAAUAAUAAUAAUUGACUAAUAAUAAGCAAGAAAUUGAAAAUGGAAAUAAAAUUGAAGUGCAGUUGUGGGGAAUCAAAUUGCAGUGAAUGGGCAAUAAUCGAAAUCCAAGGUAUUGUUGAAGUUCAACCUGCUUUCCAACACCGCUUACUAAAUCUGCAAAUUGGUCUUCUUUGCCGCCCAUCUUCUCAGGAGAAUUAUACAUUUACUGUUGGUUAUCAUGAAUUGACCGGGUCCAAGAUUCCGUUGAAGAAACCGUUACUCGUGUUGAAAAAGAAGAAGAUUGGUUAUUCUGAUAUGGAAAUAGACCAUAAUGAUGGUAAUGAUGAUGAUGGUGAGGAUGAGGGUGUAAGUUCGUCGUCUAGGGUCGAAUUGGAAGUUAUUGGGAUUAUUCGUCAGCGGAUUUUGUUCAAGACUCGACCUAAGGCUCUUAUAUCUAAACCACCGCUGACCGUGAAGGAGAAAGCAAGUGCACUAUGUCCUGCUGUUGCAAAACUAAAUUGACUCCCACAAAGUGAGAUUUGAUCUUAUGAUGUAACUUUUAAUUUGAAGUAAUGAAUACAAAUCCACUUGAAUCUGAUGUUAUGUCAUUGUAAUCUAUGAUAUGUGCAAUCCUUUUUAGACUUUAUUAAUCAUAAACUUUUUGGAGUUUUAA